Molecule: messenger RNA, 930 nt
Organism: Ambispora gerdemannii
Lineage: Eukaryota; Fungi; Glomeromycota; Glomeromycetes; Archaeosporales; Ambisporaceae
Source: the annotation of a GenBank genome assembly
AUGAAAGCUUUGAAGGCUUUAGUCACAAAACAACAAGUUCUGGAAUUUGAUGUAGCUCUCGAAGGGGUUUGCAGUUUUAGUGAUGUCGAGAUGGCAAAGACAGAAGCGAGAAUGACAAGAAAUUAUUAUCCGAGAAAGGAUGAGAUUCUAAUACUUCUUCCCCUUAAUUCCUCAAGGUCGAACUUAUCUAAGGAAGAGAUUGAAAAGGAAAUAAAAAUUCAUUGUUCCUCUGCAUUGAGAAGACUUCCAAUCCGAAAGUCCGCCUUUCUUAGCACGGCCGAGCAACAAAGUGCGGCUAGUGCUGAUAGAAAGGCAGGGGAUAUUCUAUAUAUAAUAGAAGGGAUCCGUUUUUGGGUAUACACACCCUCAACCACAAUUAUGUCGCAAUCUUUCGCCGGCGGUAUGGUCAGAAGAGGGUUAUCAACGACUGGAUAUCGUCCUCCACCUUUACCGACUUUUUUUUUUCACAAAAAGGGAAGACGUCAAUCAGGAACUGAUCUCGAUAUUUUAUGGACUCAGGUUGACUGUUCUCUUCUGCUGGAUUUUCGCGAAACUAAAUCUACCAAACUAUUUCCUAAUACUUGGUACAUUCGUCCGAAUUGCGAAUAUACUAUAUAUACCGUGUUGGACGGGGACACAAAAUUGACUUUCGAGGUUUCGGUAAAUGACAAAGAAGAGGAUGACAGGGUGAAGCUGUGGCGGGAAAUGAAAACGAGUUUGAAUCCAGGUUGCAGAACAUCGCACUUGUCAAUAAUUCUUUGUUGUUCCACGCACUGGGUGUUAGAUAAGAGCGACUCAAGCGACGAAGUUCAAGUGUCCUCGGUUGCUGACAAUGCUGAUGAAGAAUCUGAUGUUCCCUACAAAGAACAAAAAGACGACAGAGAAUUUAAGCGCAAGGAAAACUUACUCCCGAAGGACAAAAUGUUGUAA